AUGUUAAGAAGCAUAAUAGCACCUUCCAGGAUCGGAAUACUCAGGACGUGCAACAGUAGUUUGGUCUCCAACACUGCCAGGCCCGUAAGCGCAACCACAAUCAGCAUCGCCAGACGGCUCUACCAUCCAAAAGUUAUUGAUCAUUACACAAACCCCAGAAACGUCGGGUCUCUCGAUAAGACACUCAACAACGUCGGUACGGGUCUCGUUGGGGCCCCCGCGUGCGGUGACGUGAUGAAACUACAAAUCCAGGUCAACGACGACACCGGUGUGAUCGAAAACGUCAAGUUCAAGACGUUCGGGUGCGGGUCGGCCAUCGCGUCCAGCUCGUACAUGACGGAGCUCGUGCGUGGUAAAACGCUGGACGAUGCUGCCAAGAUCAAAAACACAGAGAUUGCCAGAGAGCUCAGUCUACCCCCAGUCAAGCUGCAUUGCAGCAUGCUCGCGGAGGACGCCAUCAAGGCCGCCAUCAAGGACUACAGAGCCAAGAGGAAGACCACCGUGUUGAGGUGA
Messenger RNA from Lachancea fermentati, 513 nucleotides. NCBI's taxonomy places the organism in Eukaryota, Fungi, Ascomycota, Saccharomycetes, Saccharomycetales, Saccharomycetaceae. The record is from the annotation of a GenBank genome assembly.